Messenger RNA from Ascoidea rubescens DSM 1968, 654 nucleotides. RefSeq names its product Bsd2p (gene BSD2). Gene Ontology annotation, biological process: positive regulation of protein ubiquitination; ubiquitin-dependent protein catabolic process; metal ion transport. The transcript is spliced from 2 exons. Gene Ontology annotation, cellular component: perinuclear region of cytoplasm; Golgi apparatus; endoplasmic reticulum. The annotation marks the transcript as partial. NCBI's taxonomy places the organism in Eukaryota, Fungi, Ascomycota, Saccharomycetes, Ascoideales, Ascoideaceae. The record is from RefSeq and is a predicted model, not a curated record.
GGUGUUAACAACGACGGUGUCUUUUCCAAUUUAAUGGCCAAACCCACAAUAGAACCUGAAGAAAACGACGAUAUUCCUCCAUCAUAUGAAGAAGCCGCUGCUGAUCAAGCUCCUCCCUAUUGGGAAUCAACUGUCUUAUCUCCCUAUGGCGAUGAAGUCUUUGUUGAUGGUUUACCUGUAGGAAAUUUCAUCAAUUUUCUCUGGAAUCUCAUGGUUUCUUCUGCUUUCCAAUUCUUGGGUUUUUUAUUAACUUACCUCUUACACACUUCACACGCCGCAAAACAAGGUUCAAGAGCUGGUUUGGGUAUAACUUUCAUAUCCUAUGGUUACUAUUUAAUUCCUGACUAUUACAGAGAUAAUUUUUCCGAUUCAAAAUUUGAACCAAAUAAUCCAAACAAUUUCGAUGUCACUAGUGAUAACACCCUUAAUGGCAAUAUAAACAAUUAUCAUUCAAAUUUAGAUGACACUUUUAGUCAAGGUACCGAUGAUACAAACUCCUCCAAUGCUGACGAUAUAGAUGGCGCCGACUCAACUAUUUUUGCUUAUGGUGUAAUAGCCGUUGGUUUAUUCAUAAUAUUCAAAAGUUUAAUUGACUACCAUAGAGCAAGACAAAUGGAGAGAGUAAUUUUACAGGCUCCAAGUAAUGUUGUAUAA